This is a messenger RNA of Meloidogyne enterolobii, 639 nucleotides long. The record is from the annotation of a GenBank genome assembly. Lineage: Eukaryota; Metazoa; Nematoda; Chromadorea; Rhabditida; Meloidogynidae.
AUGUUUGAAGGGGAAAGAGCUUCAAUUAAAGUUUUGGCGAGAGAUGGAGCUGGAAUUACACAUAAAAGGUCAAAUACAGCAGAAAUUAAAAUUAAUGUUGUAGCUGUUUCUGAUAUAGCAAAUAAUCUAAAUAAAAAUGAGGGGGAAGAGGAAGAAGAAAAUAAGGAAGAAGAGGAGGAGGAUGAAUUUAAUGAAGAGAAGGAUGAAAUAUUUUUUAACUCGAAUUUUAGAAAGAAUAUUUCUUUAAAACAAAAUAUUACAAUUGGAACAACGACAAAAGGAUUUACUGUUCCUCUAAUAACUUUUGUGAAACGAAGAAACAACCAUGAAGAGAAAAUAAAAUCAACAACUUUACAAACAAUUAAAGAACAAUUUAUUAAAAAUAUUAUCCCCAAAACUUUUAAUGUUGAAUCUCUUAGUGAAGAUGCGCCUGUUGGAUUAGAACUUUUACAUAUUCCUUUGCCUUCUUUAAGUAAGUUUUUUGAAGGAAAAUAUUUUGAAAGGUAAGACUAAACUUGGAAAAGGGUUAAAAAGACGGGUACAUUGUGUCGGAAAAAAAUCUUGAUCAAAUAUUAAAGUGAGUCUAUCAUUUUCUGACACACGCUUUUCGAAAAAUCCGACAUAAAAAUUACUUAAAAA